AAAGAAACGAAAGUAGGAAAAUGUCGCUGUUUAGGACAGGAAAGAGUUUUAUACCAAAUGUUAACCAAGUCAGAUGUAGAAGUAAAUUGAAUAUUCAGAGACCGAAAGUAGAAAUUCUGCCACGAAGAAUUUUAAAAGCUGUGACAGAACCUAUUCUUAUACCUAAGAAAGUAGAUGUAGCUGAACGCUGUGCCAGAAAGAAUACUUUUUAUGUUCCUAAAAGAAAGUUUGAGGUGAAUGAAUAUGAAGAGUUCUUAUUUAGAACAUGUCAGAAUGAUUUAGACCAGAAUAAGAUGGUGAUUAUUUGUCAGUCCAUGCCGUGUCUAUUAAGAGAUUAUAAUAAAACUAAGAAUAAAUUCAGUGGAAUUGAUAUGAUAAUGGUGAAAAUCAAUAAUAAACUUAUGAUGCGAGCUAUAACAGGAACUAGAAGAGAGAACCUGUUGCCGUUGUUAGUGGGGUCCAGUGUGUAUAUACUCAGUUCAGACGUGCGUAUAAAAGAAGCUAUGACUCUGUUGAAGAAAGUAAAUCAUCUAGUUGUUAUGGGUAUAUUAACAGAUGAUCAUAUAUUAUCACAUGAAGAUGCCGUACGACUGGCACAAACUGAUCUGGAAACACAGCGUGGACAGUUGGUAUCGUUAUUAGGCCAAGGUGCUUCCAAAACAUAUUCAUUAUUAAACAGUCAUCAAUCGAACCUAGUGAGAAAUCUAGAACAGUAUAUCAGACAAUCAGACCAGUCUUCUCCUGAUCAAUAACAGUGUUUAUCUAGACUUAAUUAAACCCUGGGUUCUCACCUUCUCUUCAUGUUCGUUUACAAAAAAACAGUGUUACCGAUUUAAUCAACUGCGAACACCAGAAUGAUCACACCAGGCAUGUUGAUGACAUUUGUGUUUAGGACACAUUAAGUUUUGAUCAUGUAGAUGAUCAUGUGAAUAUUUAAAAAAAAAAUCAGAAUAAAUUUCUAGCUGGUA
Lottia gigantea (owl limpet) is the source of this 968-nucleotide messenger RNA. RefSeq lists its product as hypothetical. NCBI's taxonomy places the organism in Eukaryota, Metazoa, Mollusca, Gastropoda, Lottiidae. The record is from RefSeq and is a predicted model, not a curated record. The transcript is spliced from 5 exons. Gene Ontology annotation, cellular component: mitochondrial large ribosomal subunit. Gene Ontology annotation, molecular function: structural constituent of ribosome. Gene Ontology annotation, biological process: translation. Bases 21 to 752 code for a protein of 243 amino acids.